Molecule: messenger RNA, 3001 nt
Organism: Acromyrmex echinatior (Panamanian leafcutter ant)
Lineage: Eukaryota; Metazoa; Arthropoda; Insecta; Hymenoptera; Formicidae
Biological process (GO): signal transduction
Source: RefSeq, a predicted model, not a curated record
ACGAGUGCCACAAAAAUAUGGUCGUCGUUUGGAAAAGUUUGUACAAUUGAAAGUUAGCGUUAAGAUGAACAUUACGGCGAACGGGAGAGCGGCGAGGAGAACGUAGGAAACGGAAGUGUGAAACGCGCGGAUGUUGCAGAAGUUUAAUGCACAGUCAAUUCCGCUUGAUAGUAACCAAUCAGACGGCACAGAUCUAUAUGCUUCUCUCCCCCGAUCUCUCUCUUGCGGCGUGCCAGAGAUAUUCAAUUGAAAUAGUUGCGUUCUGCCGCGCGUCGCGUCUUCGCGCUAUACACGUCGUGUUAUCAUUCGCACGAGUUAAAACUACGUCAGCAUGAACAGCAAGAGUGCAUUACUAGUGCAACGCUGGAUUCUCCAGCCGCGCGUGUUGCUCGUUCUCGUUUUGCUACAAUUUAUCAUUCAGUUUUUCACGUCCGUCUAUCUGUAUAAGUAUAUCACGAACGUGGAGAGUGAUCUUCAUCGAGUAAAAAGCCUGUAUCCGCCGGAGGCUGUGGCUGUUCCACGGCGAAGACGCAGCAGCGCGUUGCCGACCUCCGAAGACAAUGCCGUUUCGGAUAUAGCCAGUCGGAUCCGAGAUGACAAGGAGAUACAAGGUACAAAGAAGGUAACCGCCUCCCCGAUGGUAUCCGGCUCCGCGUCCUCGCCAACGAUAGCCGGAGGUCAGGAUUGGGUCUGGUUGAACGCCGACACACGAAUACAAUUCGACGCGAUCGAGAAUUUUUGCCGUUCAUCAGCAAAAUAUUGUCCACCGGGUCUCCCCGGCGCACCCGGAAAUCCAGGUCCUCCUGGCGAACAAGGUUUGCCGGGUGUCCCAGGGAUGGAAGGUCUGAGAGGACCGCCAGGACAGCCCGGUCAUCCUGGUGCCAGAGGACUUAAGGGUGAUAUCGGUCCGCCAGGCUUCGACGGGAGAGAUGGGGUGCCAGGUGAGCCUGGUUUGGACGGCAUUCCCGGUAGAAGUGGUUUGGACGGUGUACCCGGGAGCAACGGUAAGCCAGGCGCAAACGGAUUGCCUGGAUCGCCUGGAAGAAACGGAACAGACGGAAGACCAGGGCAAAUGGGACCUCAAGGACCACCAGGAUCUCGCGGAGAUAUAGGUCCACCUGGUCAUCCAGGAGCACCUGGAAAGGAUGGCAAAUCAGGCAUACAGGCAUAUAAAAUAAACAUGAACGAUUACAACGAGAAUGACAUAUUAAUACCGCCAUCCAUCGUAGAGAUUACAUCGUCGUUAAAUUCAAGUGGUGUGAUUUCCGUGCAAGAAGGCAGCAAAAUACGGCUGAGAUGUGCCGCGAGUGGGAAACCUCAGCCUGUUAUACAAUGGACGAAAAUAGACGGUUCCAUGAUACCGAUGGGCCCUUGGCAUGUGAGCUCAGUUACGGGCCAUACGUUCAAUAUCAGUCUGGUGAACCGGGAACAUAUGGGCGACUAUGUGUGCAAUGCUGAUAACGGAAUACCUCCGGCACGAUUUAAGAGGUUCAAGCUUCAAGUCAAAUUUGCGCCAUUCAUUCGUAUACGCAACCAAGUGGUACUUGUACGAAACCAAAAUCCAGCGACAUUGGAAUGCGAGGUGGAAGGCUUUCCCGAGCCGGUGGUAUACUGGGAACGCAGUGAUGGUCGCCGCCUGAAAAUGUCGGAUAAAUACAGAACGGAGGUUUACGACAGGCGUGAUAAUUACAAGCUGAAGAUGAAGCUGAGAAUCGCGAGGGUGACUACGUCGGAUCAUGGGACUUACCACUGCGUGGCAAAAAACGAUUUUGACACCGUCAAGGGAUCCUUUAUAGUCGACGACGACAUAAAAGACGUCGAGAAAUACAAAUCAGGAAAGGAGGAGCACGUAACAUAUGGUCAUCCUAUGCCCAUGAGCGUCGAUCAGGAGCAAGAAUUGUGCAUCCCUACGCAAGAAACCUGCACAACGUGCCCAAAGUGCACAUACACAGAUAUAAUAGACCAUCUGCAUGUUCAACCGUUGAGCGAUAUUAAUAUUACGCGACCGCCGCCGCGGUCAACUGAAGGUUUUAUAGAGGCUAUAGGAAAACCUGUGCUGAAAGGAAACAUGGACGAUCACUACGGAAGUUGGAUGCAUGACGCGUCCAACGAUAUCAUGCCCGACAGACUUUGGGUUACUCGCCACAACGAUACAUCCUACAUCUAUGAAUACAAAUCAAAGGAAGACUUCAAGAACAAUACGGCGCUUAAUGAGAUAAAAUUACCCCAUCCUUUUCAGGGUAACGGACAUGUAGUUUACGAUAAAUCGUUUUUCUACAAUCCCAUUAAUCGACCGACGGUCCUUCGAUACGAUCUCUACGCGUCCUCGGAUCAUCAAAGGUGCAAGCAGCUCUCUCCCGAAUGCGAGAUGCAGCUUCCAUGUUUAGAGAUCGAUGGCCAAAACUACCUUUACACGCGCAAUUUUACCUACACGGAUUUCAACGUAGAUGAAAACGGUUUGUGGGUCAUUUACCCAUUAUCCCCUAAUUGUAGUGGUAAAAAUACGGUGGUAGUGAAAAUGGAUCCCACUAAAAUGAUCAUUCAGUACGCGUGGAAUAUCAGUAUCGAUCACCGUCGCUUUGGAGAGAUGUUUAUUGCAGGAGGCGUGCUUUAUGCUAUACGCAGUGUCACCGAUGAUACUAUGGAGAUACGAUUCGCCUUUGAUCUCUACAAAAAUACGACGCUGGAUGUAAAUUUAUCAUUUACGAAUCCAUAUCACAAAACCACAGCAGUUAGUUAUAAUCAUAAAACUAAGGAGUUGUACACGUGGAAUAAAGGCAACCGAUUAGCCUAUCCCGUGAAAUGGCAGGAGGUAACUGAGAGGGAACCAUCUUCACGAUACACGCAUGUACCUCGAAGAAACGCACGUAGGAGCAUCAGUAAUCGCCGCGAGAAUGUUAAUUAAACAAGUUUGACGUGUAACGAGUUCUCUCCCUUCGAGCCUUCUCGCGAGCGUAUUUAUCUUGUAACACGUGCCAAAAAUAAAACAGUUUAAACGAGA